This is a messenger RNA of Xyrauchen texanus (razorback sucker), 1348 nucleotides long. Its product is annotated as CMRF35-like molecule 5. Bases 1 to 891 code for a protein of 296 amino acids. Gene Ontology annotation, cellular component: plasma membrane. NCBI's taxonomy places the organism in Eukaryota, Metazoa, Chordata, Actinopteri, Cypriniformes, Catostomidae. The record is from RefSeq and is a predicted model, not a curated record. Gene Ontology annotation, molecular function: transmembrane signaling receptor activity. The transcript has 9 exons.
AUGAGAGACCUGCAGAGUAAAGACACUGGAUCUUACUGGUGUGCUGUGGAAAUUGAGGGAAUAUUUAAUAUGGAUGAGACAGAGCAGAUUUAUAUGACAAUCCAAUCAGUUCGUGAUCUCUCUGUGGUGAGCAGCAGUGUAUCUGGACAGGAAGGUGGUAAUAUCAGUGUCCAGUGUCUCUACAGUUCUGGAUAUAAGAGUAAAUCGAAACAGUGGUGCAGAUAUAAAGACAAGAGAUGUCACACAUUGGGGAAGACUGACACAUCCCAGAAUCCAUUAGUUCAGAUCAGUGAUGAUGGGAGUAAAUCCUUGACUGUGGUGAUGACUGGACUGACAGAGAGUGAUUCUGGCUGGUACUGGUGCUCUGUAGGAGAUCUGCAGGUUCCUGUUCAACUCACUGUGACUGUGACUGAGACCAAACCAGUUGUGACCACAGAAGCCGGAUAUAAGACAGAAAUAAAUGCAGCUCUGUCAUCUAAUACACCAAUUUCCAUUAACAACAAUCAGACAUCAAUCAGUGAGAAGCAACAAUAUAACUAUUUUAACGUUCCUUUUUACAGGCAGUAUGGAUAUCUGGUGGUGUGGCUUCCAGCAGUCGUACUGUUGCUGUUGCUGGUGAUUGUGGCUGCCAUUGCAACUGUAAUACUGAAAAAGAAGCACAAUCAAAAUAAUACCCAAGUUGGAGAUAAUAAAGCCAAUGUCACAGUGUCCUCUUCCCAGAUAGAUCCAGAGGUAUGCAGCCCUAUAAAUGAUGAAAAUCCAAAUAUUUCAUCUUCACCGAAGCCCAGUGCAGAAAUAAUAUACAGCACUAUUACAAAUGCUGUUAAGCAGAGUAAAUCACACUGUCCAGAAGAAGGCACAAUCUACAGCAUGUUGCCACAACAACAGUGACUUGUGAUAGAACACAGGAACAGCCUCAUCCUCAGGGAGGCACUCAGUGUUUUGCCCAGGAGACUAAAUCAAGAUGAGGACAGUCAUCACAAAAACUCUUUUUAUUUUUAUUCUUUUGCUCAUAUUACACAUUUCAGCUAACAGCUCAUCUGCUUAUCUUAAAAAUUAGGCUAUUAACAUCAUCUUCAAUUUAUAUUCUAUUCUAUUAUUUUAUGUCUACCACAAACAUUAUACCACACAUACAAACACUGAAUGGACUCAUGCAGUUAACAUGUUUGCUUGAUUUUCAUUUGCUUAUUUCAAUAUAGUGUAUGAAUUUUAGUGUAUCUAUUUUUCUUUUUUAAUGAGUGAGGAGUAUUGUUACACAUUUUGUUUCAAUAUGUGUAACUCAGUAUUUUUAUGCAAAAUGUGUUUAAACUUUGAUAUAAUAUUCCCAUAUUUGUCUGCCAAGUAAAUA